Messenger RNA from Peromyscus californicus insignis, 2003 nucleotides. RefSeq names its product mucin-4-like. The transcript is spliced from 7 exons. Lineage: Eukaryota; Metazoa; Chordata; Mammalia; Rodentia; Cricetidae. The record is from RefSeq and is a predicted model, not a curated record. Bases 1 to 966 code for a protein of 321 amino acids.
AUGGGGACGCCCGGGGCCUCAGCGGGAUCUCUGUUUGUGCCCUCCGCGUCCGCGCCCCCGAGGAAGCGCGCGGCCGGGGAGACCGGGGUUGCGAGAAGCAAGCAGCGGGUUCUGGAUGAAGAAGAGUACAUCGAGGGGCGGACAGAGACCUUUGACAUCACCAGUGACUCUAAGGACGUCACAUUCACCCUCAUCAGCCAGUGCCAUGGCUUUAAACUCUUAGAAAACGGGAGUUUGCAAUGGACGCCACCAGCAUCUCCAGAAGCAUGCACCCUGGAGAUUCUAGCCAGAGAUGCCAGGACUCACUUGUCAUCCGUACUCCAGCCCCAGACUACAAUAUGCUUCUGCAAUAUGGAGAGCCAGUGUUUGUACAAUGAGACCAGCAGGGAAGGCAACUCUUCCCUUGAGGUGGCCAGCUGCAAGUGUGAUGGAGACACCUUUGGCCGCUUCUGUGACCGCUCUAAGGACCUCUGUGAAGAGCCAUGUUUCCCAGAUGUGUCCUGCACCCCAGGGAAGGGCUGUGAGGCCUGCCCUCCAAACAUGACUGGAGAUGGGCGGCAUUGUGCAGCUCUAGUGGACCCUUUAGUUUGCCAGAACCAUUCCUGUCCUGCGAAUCACUGCUAUAACCAUGGCCACUGCUACAUCUCUGGGGCUCCAGACUGCCAGCCCGCUUGCACCUGCCCCCCAGCCUUCACUGAUGCCCGCUGCUUCCUGGCUGGGAACAAUUUCACUCCCACCAUCUUUAAAGAGCUUCCCUUGAGGACCAUCGUGCUCUCACUCAGGGAAGAUGAAAACGCCUCCCUCGGUGACGUCAACGCCUCGGUCAGUGUUGCUUGCUGGACUCCCAGUGGGAAUCAGAUCUUGAAAGGUUCCCACAGGGGCAAUGCUAUAACCUGCACAUCCUUCAACUACCUUAAUUUCCCAAAGGAGGGGAGCCUCUUGCCCAGGGGUGGUUCAAGGGUCUAGGACACCUGGAAGCCUCAGGAUUAGAGACCCUAGAAUGGGUUAGAAUGACCAGCUUGCCAUGAAAAGACUCCAGGUGACAUGUCACCCCAGCCUGUCCCUCUGGGUACCCCUCAUGAUUCACGCUUUCUGGCUGCUAUAUGGAAGAAGUCACCUCCGCUCUGGCCUCCCAAAGGGAACUGAGACUCCUCUGACAGCAUGUCCUUGUCGAUACCUCCAUUAAGCAAAGUAGCCGGAUUGGUGAAUGGUGGAAACUCUAAGACUCCUUCCUAUACACAGGGGCUCAGAUCUCUGCCCAGCCUCUCUCUAGAGCAGGCGUAAUAGCUAGACAAGCUCUUUACAGCAGCUUUGUGGAUGAUAGUAAGUAGUACCUGUCAUUAGGCCGUGUCGAGAUUUAAAUGACAAAGCGUGUAAAGCAUUUAGUAACCAAAACACAGCAGGUAUGCAAUGGGAUUAUUACUAUUGGUACCCUGACUGCCAGAGAUGCUCCACCUCAAACGGUCAGAUCUCUUGACAUCUGUCCGCCGCCCUUAACUGCAGGCUCCUUGAAAUAAACGGUUCCUGAGUCACCUUGGCAUCCCUGGUGCCCGGGCGUGCCUAGGUCUUAGCUAAACAAUUUGUGUUUGGUACAUGUGAGGGGGAGGAUGGGCUGGGAUCAGAGACCAAGUGGAGGUGUUUGUUUCGGAUGUGCCCCUGGCGAUGCUGAGGCAGAGGAGGAGGAACGUGCCUCCUCCCUCACCCUCUGAGUGUUUAUUAAGCAAGGACCCAGGCCAGCCUCUGACUUAGGCAUGAGUGUGGGGGUGAGGAGAUGGGCUGCAGACGCUCUAGGGGGCCCUGCAUUCAAAGGUGGGCCGGGCCAAUCUGAUCCUCAUUCCACCCAUCAUCCCAUUCUCCCUCUCAUUCGCCCCCAUCGUAGGUGGCCUACAAACUAGGGGCUCUGGACAUGCGGGCUUUUCUCUGGAACGACCCAGUGGAGCUGACGUGGAUCUCUCCCUCAGCACGGCCCUCGGACAAGUCAAUUCAACACUGGAGGGUCGUCU